Messenger RNA from Closterium sp. Naga37s-1, 540 nucleotides. Lineage: Eukaryota; Viridiplantae; Streptophyta; Zygnematophyceae; Desmidiales; Closteriaceae. The record is from the annotation of a GenBank genome assembly.
AUGGCGAAGGAUAAGGGCCGGGUGGAGAAGGGGAAGCGCAAGCAAGGACGAGAGUCGAAGAAACAACAUUCGCAGCCCACCCGACGGUUCAGGUUCAAGAGCUUCACGCGGCAGGUGGAGGAGGCGCAGGUAGAUGUCUUCCGCUCGCUCGCGCCGGCGCAGCAGCAGCCCUCCGCCGGCUGCUCCUCCUUCUUCCAACAGACGCUGCUGCACUGGCGGGAGCUGAGUGCAGCGGUGGAUUUCAACGAGGUGCACAGCGAGGUGGCGCCGCUGGUGGCGUCGCUGCCGCAGCUCGUCUUCCACCGCCACCGCAUCGUGCACGCGCUACUACAACGCCUCCCCAUGCGCGCCCUCCUCUCCCUCCCACCCCUCCUCAGGUGCCCACUCCUCUCCCCCUCUCCCCCCCUUCGCCCCCCACGCAUUUCAGUACACCAUCCUGCUAUCCACGCUCGCGCGGGACCUGCAGCACGACUUCCUGCCGUGAGUGCUGCCACGGCCGUGCAGUCAGGGGGCGUGCUGGGAGGGGAGGGGAUGGCAUGA